Molecule: messenger RNA, 4632 nt
Organism: Scomber scombrus (Atlantic mackerel)
Lineage: Eukaryota; Metazoa; Chordata; Actinopteri; Scombriformes; Scombridae
Gene: c16h6orf136
Product: chromosome 16 C6orf136 homolog
Exons: 7
Coding region: 336-1625 (429 amino acids)
Source: RefSeq, a predicted model, not a curated record
GCUGCGUGAGGUGCGUUUGGCCGGGCAAGGACACACAGGGCUAGGGUGACAUUUGUGUAAGUUAGCUAAGUAACGCUUACUAGCAUGUUACAAGUGUCAACCUGUCUGUGACUAUUGUACAAUCCCUGGCUUGGAGAACCUCUGCAUUGACACUGACUUCAGUGGGUUUUCAUCCGUAAAAGGUUUAUCAGGGUAGAGAGCUUGCUGCUGUAGUUUGGAAGUGUCCAGAGUCAACUGACGGAGCUGCUAAGUGUGUCUCGGUGGUGUCCUCUGUGCUGCUCUGCUGUGGGUGAUGGUCAGCUGGUGACUGGGGUAGCUCCUGGCCCCUGUGGUGAAUGGCUGUGAGCAGAGGUGGUGUCGCCUUCUGGGUGGGUUGUGUCCGCAGCCAUGGCCGAAGGCAACCCAUCACAAACCAGAGCUGGAGUUUCAGUCAGGCGGUUGACUUGCAGUGGAUCUAUCAGACACGCCCCCUGAGCAGUGCAUCAUGGGCCCUGGCACCUCCCAACAGCCUGAGAUAUCAGAACGUUAAGCAGCCUGUCCUGUCCCACCCGUUCCAUCAUGCCAGCCAGCCACAGAGAGGUGCUUUCUAUGACGAGGACUGGGAAGAGACUUCGCUCAGCAUGUGCAUGCUGGUACGACAGGGGGAGUCAGGCGGCCUGCACACCCUGCUGGAGAUCCCUUUGUUCUUUGGUCAGAAUAAACCAACAGAGCUCCUCGCUCUGGGAGCUCACAGGUCCUCCGAGUUCUCCUUCCCCCUGACCAUGGUGGAUGGCAGUCGAGUGGAUGACAUUAGUGUCGACAGCUUCAAGAGAAACAGUAUUGAUGCUGUGAAACGAGAACAUGGCUGUUUCAGAAGCCUGUUUGAAGCAGAGAGGUGUCCUGCACCCUUCAUGUAUGGCUCUCAAUUUUAUUGUUUCCAUUGCCCGGGAACAGAGCCGCCAUCUACUGGCAGCCUGAAAUCUAGGCAGGAUGUUGGACUUGAGAACAAGCCUGUGGAGCUGCCUCUGCUGCAUCCUACAUCUCUGUGUAGCCAUGCACAGAGAGCAGAGGGGGGUCACACUGAAAGAGAAAGUGAAGAAGAAGAGAAACUGGCCAUGAUGUAUGAAAGGCUGAGGAUAGAGCUUCCAAAUUUCUUGGCGAAUAAACAUGAUUACAGCAUGUACUCAGAUGAUCUGGAAUUCAUCAAUGGACUUAUCAAUACCAAGACCAGAGGCCGUGUGGUGUACCAGCUCACGCUCUCCCUGUGGCGCUUCCUGUUUCUGUGUUACUACACCAAGGCCUGGCUAGAGGUGCUGAAGCUGACUAAGCACAUGGAGGAUGGGACCAUUAAGGCUCGCUGGAGGAUCAGGGGCCUUCCCUUCCACUCUCUGCUGCUGCGCUUCUACCGCAAAGACAAAUCUCAUCUGUACAGGUCAUAUGAUGCAUUCUCUACCUUUUACAUUGGGCAGGAUGGACUCAUUCACUGUCAUAAAGUAGAAAAGGUGAUGCCAGCUCAGCCCCCCGUCCUGCCCAGGGUAACGUCAAUCCUCGCUGGCGCUCUGGUGGCUCUGGGAGUGCAGGAGCAUCGACCUGCUCUCAACCUGCUGCCCCUCCUCCUGUCUUCACUGCGACAGGAGAGAAACUGAAAAAAGGACGAAGUUUAGAGGAAUAACGGCCAGUGGAGUCAACGGUGUGUCAAAGUCCAUGCCAUUCUGACAGGUCUCAUUCAUUCUCAACAUAGGAACGCUUAAAUAUGGAAAGAUCACCUCUGUAUCCUGAGAUCGAUUAUCAUUGCCUCUGAAUUAAAUACAGUCAAGACUUCAUACUGCUUUUUUUUUUUUGAUUUUAGUGUUACCAUUUGAAAUCAUUUUAGAUGUUAAUCUGACCGCAUGUCUGGGUUGUGUCUCGUAUGUCUUCUCUGUGCCAGUCAGCUGUAAUUUAACAGAUUUUGAUUCCAUUUUUUUGUUCAAAUAUUUAUUUGACGAUUUGAAAUUUAAGGAUUUGAAACUCUGCUUUUCCAUUUUUUAAAGUGGAAGUCAACAUUUAACAGAUCCAACACUAAAGAGAUUAAAGAAGCUGCCUGAAACACAACAUACUUCAUGAUGUGGCUCUCACAGACUCCAAAUGAGGAACAUGUGCAACUUUGCAAAGGAUAAAAAUCCCACAUUUUACUAAGCAUGUCCUCCCAACAGGACUAUACUUCAUCCACAGAUGAUUUCAUAGAAAAUGCCUUCAAAUAGCCUGCCCAUUAUCACAGUAGCUUCAUGAGGAUAUUUUGGGUAUAUAAUAUAGUGGCUGGGUUAUAUCAGUUACUUAUCUAAGCCACAGAGUUUGUUACCUCUGCAGACAACUUGCAUGAUACAGACCUGCAUCAUUUAUCUAUGCUACUGGACUAAAAUCAAAAGACUGAAUUGUCACCUGAUCGCUGACGUGCUGUGUUUGGAAAAUUUGGGUGUUUUUGUCUGUUUGAACUGGAGUGAGAAAAAAAAAGUUUUACUCAGGAAGACUUCAGCCAUUAGCAGUGGAUUCUGGAGUGGAUGUUGGAGUUGGAGUUCAGAUGCUUUCCGGGCAUCAAUAUGCCUCAGUUCUUCACACAACUACUUCUGUCAGUUUUUGUGUGAAAAAUUUAGUGCAACACCAUGAAUGCCUUAAAGGAGGGACAGUCUGAACAUGUUAUCCCAUUUGAACAGUUCCACAUGUCUCAACCCUCACAAUGACAACUGGCUGGACAGAAACAUGUGGUCUGACACGUAUGAAUUAGCUCCCAGCAUGCCCUGGCCUUUAGACAAUCCAAGAAGCAUUACAAUUAAAUCAUACGGUUGCCCUUACAGGACACUUUCACAUAUUUGAGAAAAUUGCUUUAUCUGCAGUGUUGGCCACCAGCUGUCCCUCAAAAGUCCUUUCUCGUUGUCUUUGCAGUGUCUCAUUGUCUCUCUUGUCCAAAGAAGAGUUCUCUUCAGUACCAAACAGACUGAACUGCUAUGGCCCUGACUGUGUGUGGUAGACUUUCUGGCUGUGAAAAAUGUGAUCAGAAAUUCUAAAGUGAACACCAUAACUUUCUGGUGAUUCUUUAGAGAGAAUAUGUCAGUCAGCCUGAAUAUCAAAUAAUCUGAGCCCAGCAUGCAAUGGUAGUAGUUCUUAAAGGUAGCUAUGGUGACUGUGUGGAGAUCAGCUGUAUGAUCUGACACAGCUUUGUGUGUGUGUGUGUGUGUGUGCACUGUGAAAGUAACUGAAUCUCCCACUAUGAAAACAAGCUACUGCAAGCCAUUAGAAGUGUAUGUUGUGACUGUUGAAAAAAUAUUUUUUUCAAAUGAUCACAUGAUAAAGCACCUUGACGUUGUGGCCAACCACAGACCUAAGCUGCAGACUGCAAGUAACAGUCAACAAAAUGCUGGCCGUCCAUUCAUUUCCAAUAGAGCUGAGCAACCAGACCAACAGGCCUGUUUGUGGAGGAAACCUUCACAUCUAGUGUCAUUAAAUGAUGGGAAAUAUGUUCACAGAGGCUACCUUUUUACCAUUUGGGAGAAUUUGAUAUUGUGGGAGAUCAAACUAAAUACAUGCAGCGUUUGUUUUAUUCUUUAUUAACAACAAUUAUUUACAGCCACAUCAGUAGUGUAAAAUUAGAGGUAUACACCUGAAAAGGACAUACAAAAUAAAGAUAUCAAUUACCCCCAUGCACAACCACCUGUUAUCAUGUGACUUUAGUUCCAUCCACAUUUUAGUGAACUGCAGACAGCUGUUCCACUGGCACUGUGUGAAACUAGGUGCUAGGUAGCACUAUGAAAGAUACAUGAAUAUGAGCAUGUAAUGUAUGUUUCAAUAGGUAAGACACUUGUGUUUUCAGUCAUUGUGGUCAGUUCCAAAAGAAAACAUCAUAAAAUAACCCAGGUAAAGUGAACUUGUGAAAAAACAGGAUGUUGCAAUCCCAAAUGCUUUUGGUCAUGUUAGUGUAAAUAAUACACAUGCUUUGACUUCUAUAGCUGUCACAACAACUUAGAUUACAAGCUAACAAAAAAUGUUAGGCCAUGCACUCACUAUAUAACUUUUCAGGAUCAGCAUGUUAGCAGACCAGAGAGAUGUGCUGAGUGACAUGCAUUAGAAAGCAGAGAUGUGUGGAACAUGAAUGAACGGAGUCUUGCUGACUGAGUUACUCAGUGUGACUACUACAUGGUUAUAGACUAUACAGUGAAUGAAUGGCUCCAAAUGUCCCUUAAAAAAGACCUGACCUGAACUAAAUGUAGAACUGUAGAGAAAUGCCUCCGUUUGUCGUUUAACGCUAAAUGCAAAAGAAUCUCUGUGUAGGAGCAGUUUCAAUUGAACACUUACUUUGUGUAGACAUGAAACUGUACCUAUAUGAGUAGCUGUACAUACUCAGUCUGGAUGCUGAAACAUUUGCUGUAACUUCACUGUAAGAUUUCACACAGCAGUGUGCCUGCUUGAUCAUGCUUGAUAAUGUUAAUGCUUCUUCAAACCAGCCAAUAAACAGUAGCAGUAGCUGUGGUACAUCACAUAAUGAAUAUCCUCUGGUGUGUAUUUAUCAGUCAUAACUGUGUAGACACAUGACUUGUCAGGUUCUGUGUUAUUUAACUUCCACAUGUACUGCUGCAGUAACUCCUGUGUAAAUCCUGGUUAUGUGAAUAAAAUAAAAUAUUA